Molecule: messenger RNA, 2960 nt
Organism: Amphibalanus amphitrite
Lineage: Eukaryota; Metazoa; Arthropoda; Thecostraca; Balanomorpha; Balanidae
Product: trafficking protein particle complex subunit 12-like
Exons: 13
Coding region: 369-2450 (693 amino acids)
Cellular component (GO): TRAPP complex; Golgi apparatus
Molecular function (GO): protein binding
Source: RefSeq, a predicted model, not a curated record
GUAAGUGGCGCACAAAAUGGCCGGUCUCGUCGUCCGACUGUGUGCUUCAUCGAACGCAAAAUAGAAUAUUCUGCGUAGAAUGUUCUUCGUCCGAGGAGACAUCGAACGCGGCCUUAGUUUAACGUUUAACGAUGCCAAUGUUUUACGUGCCCUUCGAAGCCGGACACGGCCUGUCCCACUCCUGACUUUGAAUGGCUGCGGCUGCUCCAACCAACCUCAGACCAUCCCCGUCAGGAGUCUCAAAUAUCGAGCGCCGGAGCGACUCAAACCCGGGCUCUCACUACCGGGAGUCCACUGCUUUACCAACUAAGCUACCGGACAGGAGGUUUGCCCAAAAAGGUCUGUAGUGAAGAAUCUUGAUCUGCAGCAUGGCUGAGCAGCCAGGACCAGGGCAGCAGCCGGGACCGGAGGGUCCGCAGCAGCCGGAGCCCGGCGCGGAGCAGCCGGCGCCGUCACUGCGCAGCUACUUCGGCUCGCCGAAGGCGGAUGAUGACGUGUUCAGCCGGCUCACGGGGCCCGGCUCGCGCUCGUCGGCCAUGAUGGCCAGCCAGGUGAACCUGGCCCAGGUGGCAGCACCGUCUGCCUCCGGCGGAGUGCAGGUGGCGCCACCGGGCCCGCCGCAGCUGAUCCAGGUGCCGGAGAUAGCGCCCAACGUGGAGGAGACCAUUGCGCACGAGAUGCAGGAGGCGUUGGAGUACGAGGAGCGCCGACCCCGGUUCAGUAUCGGUCCCGAGUCAGCCGAGGAGGUGGAGAGGGAGGUGGCAGAGGUGCUGCACCAGCUGCCAGCCACCGCCGGGGAGGGAGCUGCCUCGACACCGGAGACGCCAGAGCAGACAGUCCCCGAGUCGGCGGCGCCGUCAGCCGAGCAGACCGGGCUCCAUCUGGACCUGACACCAUCACAGACCGCCGCCACGCACCCGCAGCCCGACCCGGACUUUGAUGACGUCACACAACAGGUGGAGGAGGUCAGUCUGGCGGACGAGGCGCCGGCACCGGUCGAGCCCACCCGCUACCCGUCGGGAACUGCCAGCCUGGAGAUGGAUCUGCCGGCCACCCCGGACGACCCCAGCAUGAGCCCGGCCAUAGUGGACGACCUGACCGGGUCACUGCAGCUACACAGUGCCGAGACGGACCGCCAGCACGACGCCUGGAUCCCGUCCGAGCGCACCCAGGCCGUGCUGGACAGCAUGGCGCACAGUCUGCCGGGCACCUUCUACCCCAGCGUGGACAGUCUCACCCUGCCCGGCUGCAGCCUGCAGACAGACCUGACGGACCCGGUGCUGGAGCUGAUGGUGCAGUACAUGACGCCCACCGAGGCGCGUCAGAGGUCCGUACUGACGGCCGACAGCGUCACUCAGGACGACAGGGGCAUCCGGCAGCUCAUACAGGCGGGUUGUUACCGUUCGGCAGUGAACCUCACCGGCCGACUGCUGACCAACUACGGUCAGGGCUACGGGCGUGCCGGUCAGCUCAGUAAGCACACGGCCAACUCCGUCCAGCUGUGGUUCACGCGACUGGCGCUGCUGGUCCGUCUCCGUCAGUUCGCCGUGGCGGAGCGCGAGGCGCAGGCCUGGGGAGAUCUGGACACGGCCGACCUCUUCUUCCAGUACUACCCGGACCUGUACGGCGGCCGGCGUGGCUCGAUGGUCCCCUUCUCGUUCCGAGUACUGCUGGCGGAGCUGCCGCGCUACAUGGCCCACUACCAGACCAGCCUGGACCGGCUGUACCAGAUACACUCAGUGUGUCAGCAGAUAAUCUCUAACCUGGUGGCCGGCCGCUCCGAGGACGGCUCUCCGUCCGACCUCUCCGAGGCGGCCCGGCAGCAGUCGCUGACGCUGUGGAACUCUCGCCGUCUCAAGGUGCUCUUCUCCGUGGUCAACUGCUGCGUCGGAAUGAAGGACUACGACCAGGCGAUCGAGUGUCUGUCUCAGCUGAGCGCCGAGCUGCCGCGGCUGUCGGCCGGUCUGAGGUCAGCCGUCGGCCGCGUCUACCUCCAGCUGGGUAACAUGGCCGCCGCCCGCGCAGCGUUCGCAUCAGUCACAGCUCCCCCGGCAGAGGCGGCGCCGGCCGGCGAGUCGGGUCACUCGCUGCAGUGUCAGCAACUCAUCAAUGCCGCCCUGCUAGCCAUCGGCGAGAACGACUUCGCCGACGCUCAGUCUCAGUUUGAGCGGGCGCUGGAGCUGGAGCCGCAGAACGCGGCCGUCCUGACUAACGUGGCCGUGUGCCUGCUGUACCGCGGCCGGCUGGCGGCGGCCGUCACACUGCUAGAGGAGGCGGUGUUCGCGCGACCGGAGCUGCUCCAGGAGACGGUGCUGCUCAACCUCUGCACACUCUACGAGUUGCAGACCAGCAAGUGCAACCGCAAGAAGGUGGCGCUGCUGGCGCGCGUUGGUCAGAACAGGGGCGAUGGCUUCAAUGUCGGCUGUCUGAAACUGCAGUCGGCGGCGUGAGGGACGGCCUAGCGAGGGAAGCCGGCCGGUCGCGCACAGCCCGGUGGGGAACGAACCUGUAGUGUGACUGUGGGUGGGUGGCGGUGCAAGCACAGAUAUAUUGUCGGUAGGACGUGGCUGUUUGGGUUGGAAUGUUGUUUGAAUAAUGGAGCUGUUAGGAAGUUUUGUGUGGACUGUGGAUAUGAACGCUGAUGUCAUUUUGUGUGACGGUAAUGGGGGCGAACGGCGUAGCUGCAUUCCUCCAUCGCUCCGAAUGAUGAAACAAUGUGAUGUCAUUCAAAUCUACUAUUAUUUCGAAAACAUGUUCCUUUGUUACAUUGUUCCGUCAAUAGGCGGGCGGUGACCUAAGAGUAAAUAUCUCGUUUUGUGUAGUAAACGUGUACUAGGCCCGAGUUCUGUAUCUUGUUUUUGUUAUUUUUUUGUGAAUCCAAUAUAUGAACUUGGUGUGCUUUAUGUGUCCGUGAUAUGGUCACCCAAGUUGAACUUAAAAUAAAUAUGAUUAUCCAAGGA